Oncorhynchus keta (chum salmon) is the source of this 6769-nucleotide messenger RNA. Its product is annotated as polypeptide N-acetylgalactosaminyltransferase 11-like. The transcript has 13 exons. Bases 407 to 2197 code for a protein of 596 amino acids. NCBI's taxonomy places the organism in Eukaryota, Metazoa, Chordata, Actinopteri, Salmoniformes, Salmonidae. Gene Ontology annotation, biological process: regulation of Notch signaling pathway. Gene Ontology annotation, molecular function: Notch binding. Gene Ontology annotation, cellular component: Golgi apparatus. The record is from RefSeq and is a predicted model, not a curated record.
AGACCCACUCAAUGUAAGAGAGACUGCACUCCAAUGUAGUCCAUCAGAAAGGGUAUCUAGCUAACGUUAGCUAUAGCCAUUUUACUUGGUGCAUUUGGUUGUAAGCCGAAGUAAAAAUAAUGGCUAAGCAGCUAGGAAAGGAUUUGGAUGGGAUCAUUGGGGUGUAUGUAGUUUUGUGUCACGAGGGUGCUUGUUGCGUUGUGUACUAAAGGUGGGGAGGUAUCACUUGGGUCUUGCUGCCGUCUGUUUACCUAGCCAACUGAAUUUGCUACACCAGCAAAGACAUAUUGGGAUGUCCAUGAAGCAAGUUCAUCGUCGCAGUUGCAAAUGGGAACUUGUUCUCAACUAGCCAACCUGGUUAAAUAAAGGGGCCUGAGCAUGGACCGCCGACAAUGCUAGUGCUACCAUGGGCAGCGUCACACUGCGCUACUUCUGCUACGGUUGCCUCUUCACCUCUGUGACCUGGUCCGUCCUGCUCUUCCUCUACUUCAGCCUGAGCCAGGACAGCGGCCGGCCCUCCUUCAGGAAUGUGCUCAUCCAGGGGCCUCAGGCCAAACGCUUCCAAUCACGCUUCACCAGGAGCCCCGGAGGAGGCCAAGAGCAAGGCAUCAAGGCAGUCCCUGCAGCAAGAGGCAACAAAAAGGCCGAUCUCUCUCCGGAGAUGGGUAUGAUUUUUAAUGAGCAAGACCAGGAGAUUCGAGACAUGGGCUAUCACAAGCACGCUUUCAACGUACUCAUCAGCAAUCGACUGGGCUUCCACCGAGACCUCCCCGACACUAGGGACGACAGGUGCCGAGAUGGAAUCUAUCCUCUGUCCCUCCCCACGGCCAGCGUAGUGAUCUGCUUCUUCAACGAGGCGUUCUCCGCCCUCCUGCGCACUGUGCACAGCGUCCUAGAUCGCACGCCUGCCUACCUGUUGCAUGAGAUUAUACUGGUGGAUGACAGCAGUGAACUAGCUGACCUGAAGGAAGACCUGGACAUCUAUGUCCAGCUCAACCUCCAGGGCAAGGUCAAGGUGGUCCGCAACGAGAAGAGAGAAGGACUGAUCCGAGGGAGGAUGAUAGGGGCCUCUCAUGCCACAGGGGAGGUGCUGGUGUUCCUCGACAGCCACUGCGAGGUAAACGAGGCGUGGCUAUCGCCCCUGCUGGCGCCCAUCCAGCGGGACCGCAAGACGGUGGUGUGUCCCGUCAUCGACAUAAUUAGUGCCGACACGCUGGCCUACAGCCCCUCCCCCAUCGUCCGGGGGGGCUUCAACUGGGGGCUGCACUUCAAGUGGGACCCUGUGCCCGCCUCAGAGCUCAACGGCCCCAACGGAGCACUGGGCGCCAUCAGGUCCCCCACCAUGGCCGGUGGUCUGUUUGCCAUGGACAGGAAGUACUUUAACGAGCUGGGCCAAUACGACAGCGGCAUGGACAUCUGGGGCGGCGAGAACCUCGAGAUCUCCUUCCGGAUCUGGAUGUGUGGGGGCCAGCUCCUGAUCAUUCCCUGUUCGCGGGUUGGUCAUAUAUUUCGUAAACGGCGGCCCUACGGGUCACCCGGAGGUCAGGACACCAUGGCCCACAACUCCCUGCGCCUGGCCCACGUAUGGAUGGAUGAAUACAAGGAGCAGUACUUCAACCUUCGGCCGGAGCUCCGGGAACGCGCCUACGGUGACAUCAGCGAGCGGCAGGCGGUGCGCCAACGGCUGCAGUGCCACUCUUUCAAGUGGUACCUGGACACCAUCUACCCUGAGAUGCUGGUGGCCUCAACCCACAACAAGCCUCAGCAGCCUGUGUUCGUCAACAAAGGUCUCCGCAGGCCCAAAGUGCUGGAAAGAGGCCGGCUACGGAACCUGCAGGCUGACAAGUGUCUGGUGGCUCAAGGGAGGCCAAGCCAGAAGGGGGGUGCCGUGGUGCUGAGGGCCUGUGACACACACAACCUAGAACAGGAGUGGGCCUAUGAUGAGGAGCACGAGUUGAUCCUGACUGGCCUGCUGUGUCUGGACAUGUCCGAAAUCCGCUCGUCUGACCCGCCCCGUCUCAUGAAGUGUCACGGCUCAGGAGGCUCCCAGCAGUGGACCCUGGGGAAGAGCAACCGGCUAUAUCAAGUCUCAGUGGGCCAAUGCCUGGCCGUGGUCGACACAAUCAGCCCCAAGGGAUACGUUGCCAUGGCGAUCUGUGAUGGCUCUCAGUCCCAGCAGUGGCAGUUGGAGGGCUGAUGUUGAUACCCCACAACUAGUAAAAUUCCAGACAUUGACUGCCCCCCUCUGGACGGAGGGUGGGGGGGAAUACUGCACACUACUGCUGUGACAAGGAAAGAGGGAUGGAACUAAUUAUACGGACUGUGUUCUUGAAGACUUGGAGAAUGAAUGCUGUUUGUCUUCAGAACUGGUUCCAGCCUCCCUGAAGUGCACAGAGUAAGUACACUGUAGUCUCAACCGCAUUUGUAUGACUUCCCCUCUUGGAAAUUAGUACUCCAUUUUUCCCUGAGAACAAUUCCUUGUCCUAUGUUUUAGAAUGUGUCAUGCAAGUGAUUUAAAAAAAAAAGUACAAUCAUUUUUUAAAUUAAUUUUAUCCAAAUAAUAUUGCGUAAGUCCCCCAAAACUGUUUAUUAAGAACUGUGGACUACCAGUAUUAGGACCCUGGUUUUAGAGUAUUUUUAUUCUGUACUUAUUACAAUUUGUUAUUAAAGUGGAAUUGGCAGCGUUUUAACUACUUUUCAGAUAUGAAACAGACAAUCAUGACAAAUUCCUUGACGUACAGUAAGCCAUUGUUGGCAGAAUAGCUGGAUGUAAUUCACCAAUACCAGAAAUAUUGCAAAUCACAGCUGGCCUGCUACACUAGUUUGCUGCAUCCACCUAAUCAGGAUGUACUGUUUUAGUUUCAAUGACUCAAUACAAUCAACCCAGCAAUGGCAAUGAAUAAGUCAGUCAUACCAUGGCUAAUAGGCUAGCGUAUCUAUUUAUUUCGCAAGCUAAAAACAGAGCCCAACAUUGGGAAGAUGUCAUGCCAUUGGAGGAGUGACCCGUUGUUGCUAUGUUUGCAGUUUUUUCGGCUAAGUUGCACUGCGGCUGCCAUGGCUUUUCUCUUAAAUAUUUUGUUUCUGAGACCUGCUGCUGACUCAGGCAGUGAGGCAGGCUGUUGCUGAGUGAGUGGUGGGGAGGACCAGAGGAGUGUGUGUGUGUUGAGAGCACUGGAGUUAUUGGCUGAGUCACAUGAGCAAGAGGAGAGCGAGCAGCAUGUGCGCUCGUUGUGGCAACUUUUUACCAGUUGUCAUUAUGGAAACACCUUUUUCCAUAAAACAUUAAUGCGCUAGAACUGAUGCAAAUCAAGAAAUAAUGACACAAAGCACUGGAAAAAGACUGGGCGCACUAGAGCACAUUACAUAUAUUUGCUCCGAGGUGGUUUAAACUGCAUUCCAAUGUUAACUGCUUAAAGACAAUGGUAUCAAGCUCAGUUCUUGGGGCUGCCCGGGUGGAAAUUAUGGAACUCCCUCACGUAGUUAUUUUUAUGGGGGAAAGUUCUCAAUGAAAUUGACAAGCAUUAUACAUUUGCUUCUGUUGGAGUGCCUGGACACAGCCGUGGAAUAUUGGCCAUAUAUCACAAACCCCAGAGGAGCCUUAUUGCUAUUAUAAACUGGUUAUCAACGUAAUUAUAACAGUAAAAAUAAAUGUUAUGUCAUACCCGUGGUAUUCAAUCUGAUAUACCAUGCCUUUCAGCCAUUGAGAAUUCAGGGCUCAAACCACCCAGUUUGAGCCCUGAAAGCCGUGGUAUAUCAGACCAUAUACCACGGGUAAGACAAAACAUUGGUGGGUAUAUAGCGGCUCCGCAUUGCGUCUUGCAUAAGAACAGCCCUUAGCCCUAGUAUAUUGACCAUAUACCAUACCCCCUUGUGCCUUAUUGCUAAAUCCUUGUCAAACGAGUUAAAUUGAUAAAUUCUGGCAAGUUUAAGGGCAAAUUCUUUUCUUGCCACAUACAAAAUUUGUUCUAACAUCAUUACAAUUUCCUAUGAUAUUCCUUCCUAAUUGGCUCAAUAACAUUAUGGAAAAAUGGUUUAUUCUAUAGAUAUGGCAACUUCUCUCUUGCUGAAAAAAGGGUUUUGAGAGGUCAUUGGGCUAGAAUUUCUUUCGUGCCCUUUUUCUCCGCAUCGUUUCUUUGUGGCUAGGGAUGCAGGUGUCAUUUGGUAAGCAAGUAUGAAAUGUGAAUCGCUUUGCGAGUUAGCUUGAACGUAAAUUUGCUGUGGCUGAGUGUGCCAUAGCGCAGAACACUGAGGAAUUUAUGAAUGAGCAGUCAGUAAAACGAAAACAGCAUACAGCAAUUUACUCUGCUAGGGCGAGAAAAUUGUCAGAGUGGUGUCUGGAAGUAGCAAGCUAGCCAACUCUAGCCAGUUAGCUUGGGUGCCGUUUUGAGGUCAGAAGCUUCGGAUCAACCCUACUCCUCGGCCGGAAUGCCCAGAUCGCACUCAAACACACCCCUUGUUAAUGUGCAUAACUGAGUGAGAGAGAGCCUACCGUUUGAUUAAUAGGACUGUGAAGUUCCCAAAUGUAACAGGACCCCUGUGGUAUUUUAGUGCCUUCGGAAAGUAUUCAGACCCCUUGACUUCUCCCACAUUCUGUUACACUACAGCCUUAAUCUAAUCCUCAACAAUCUACACACACUACCCCAAAGCGAAAACGAGUUGACAUUUUUGCAAAUUUAUUAAAAACAACCUUAUUUGCAUAAGUAUUCAGACCCUUCGCUAUGAGACUCGAAAUUGAGCUCAGGUGCAUUCUGUUUCUACAACUUAAUUGUGGUAAAUUAAAUUGAUUGCACAGGCACACACCUGUCUAUAUAAGGUCCCACAGUUGACCGUGCAUGUAGGAAUAAAAACCAAGCCGUGAGGUUGAAGGAAUUGUACGUAGAGCUCCAAGACAUGAUUGUGUCGAGGCACAGAUCUGGGGAAGGGUACCCAAAAAUGUCCCCAAGAACACAGUGGCCUCCAUUAUUUUUUAAAUGGAACAAGUUUGGAACCCCCAAGAUUCUUCCUAGAGCUGGCCGCUCGGCCAAACGGAGGAGGGCGGCCUUGGUUUGAGAUACAUUUUUACAGGGACAGUGCGCAUUAAUCAACGUUUCAGUAAAAGUACCGGUUUUAGCCAGCCGGCUAAUUUUCAACCGCAGUCCCUGGGCAGGUUAUUAAAAACAAUUACAAUACAGACAAUCAAUAAGCAGUGAGCACGCGCAGAGCAACAUAGAACAAACAAGACAUAGCAAUGGAGGUGAUCUAGAACCCAAUGGUCACUUUGACAAGAGUUCCUCUGUGGAGAUGGGAGAACCUUCCAGGAGGACAACCAUCUCUGCAGCACUCUACUAAUCAGGCCUUUAUGGUAGUGACCAGACGGAAACCACUCCUCAGUAAAAGGUACACGACAGCCCUCUUGGAGUUUGCCAAAAGGCACCUAAAGAAUCUCAGACCAUGAGAAGCACGAUUCUCUGGUCUGAUGAAACCAAGAUUGAACUCUUUGGCCUGAAUGCCAAGCGUCACAUCUGGAGGAAACCUGGCAGCAUCAUGCUGUGGGGAUGUUUUUCAGCGGCAGGGACUUGGAGACUCAAUGUCCUUGAGUGGCCCAGCCUUGAACCCAAACAAACAUCUCUGGAGAGACCUUAAAAUAGCUGUGCAGCAACACUCCCCAUCCAACCUGACAGAGCUUGAGAGGAUCUGCUGAGAAGAAUGGGAGAAACUCCACAAAUGCAUGUAUGCCAAGCUUGUAGCGUCAUAACCAAGAAGACUCCGCUGUAAUCGCUGCUUUAACAAAGUACUGAGUAAAGGGUCUGAAUACUUAUGUAAAUGUGAUUUUAGAAUAAGGCUGUAACAUGAAAAAGACAAGGGGUCUGAAUACUUUCCAAAGGCACUGUACGUAUUUUAUGGCUUUUGGCGAAUGCAUUCUAAAGUCACGCUGUUACUACUGCCUGUAAACACAGUCCAGUUCAAAGUGAAUUAUGCCAGGCCCAUGUGGCAAACGGCUUAAUUGCAUAUAAGCCUACGGCGCACCUGUCUGCGGAGACUCUGGUCCUGGACAGGACAGAUUGUUUUAUUUACUCUAGUGUCUAACUCUCUAAAAGCACAGCUGUUUCCCACUCUAUAUUGCUAUAGAAUUUUCACAAAUGCCUUACUAUACGUCAUUCCCAAACUUUUAUGAAAAUGUAAAACAAAAUAAUCUUCCUGGGGGUGUAUGCGAACAGAUUUCAUGUUACAAAGCUGUCAGUUCCACUUGAAUUACUAUGACAUACAGUAUUUAAUUUAAUUUUGUAAAAUUUUCUUUGGCAGAAACUUUCUAUUGUACAAAUAUUUAUCACUGGAAUUUUGUUUUAAGUUAUGUAUUUGUCAUUCUUCUUUGAAACUGUUGAUAGGCUAGACCAGGGCUCUCCAACCCUGGUCCUGGAUAGCCACCCUCCUGUAGGUUUUUUGCACCAACCCCAGUUUUAACUAACCCGAUUCCGCUCUACAACCAGCUAAUUAUUAGAAUCAGGUAUGCAAGCUUAGGGUUGGAGAGCCUUGGACUACACUGCAUUAGCUCUACUGACCAAAAGAUCGACAUUGUGUGCAGUCUAUGGAAAUCAUGUUGAAUAGGGUAAGUGGGAAUGCGGGGAUAGUCUUUAAUUGCCCAAAGAAUAUAGCAGUCUCGGAUCACACUAGCCGUCUGUCCUGCACUGUUCUAGUGAGCUAUGAUUGGUUUUUGUUUCCUUAUCUAAAUGUACACUGAGUAAUUCUCUUGCAAAUGAGACAACCAAAUAAAUGUUAAUUGAAGUACGAA